CUCCCAGAUACUGAGCUUUUUGUUCUGCAAUUCAUGUUUCCAUUAGAAAACUGGGCGCAACCGAGUCAACGUGGGAAGGAUAAGAGAGCAGGAGAGCGUACAGGGCAAAGAGGGAGAGAGGCUGCUCGCCAGGGUUCAUCAUGACCGGCUUCUUCACUUCCUCGGUUGGACUCAUCUUCAUUCUGAUUGGCUACGCUGCUGCAGGACCUGAAGCUGAUCUGCUGCCUCAAGUGGUGCGUUCAAGUGCCUGUCAAGAACACAACAGCCUACACACCCGCCUGGAUGUAGUGGAGAAGAAAGUGGAGGACACAGUGGAGAAGUUGGAGGUUGAGCUGGCUACUCUCCUGGAAGCCAUUGAAGCCCCAAAGUGGAGCUCCCUGCUGGACAAUACAGGAACACCAGCGGUGGAUAUCCUGGAAGACCCAGAGUGGAGGUCCUAAAGCGGAACCAUUUAUAUUAAUGUUAUUCCUAUAGUCUAAGACAUUCCGAAAACAAUAUGGUGAACUCUCUAUUAAAUCUAAAAAACGAGAGUUCGAAAAACCUAAAUGUGUGCUGUCGUCAAGUUUAGGCGACUGUUAUAGGUGGUGGGGUCGUCUGAAGGUUUGGGGUUUGAUCCCAGCCUAUACAGUCAACAUGUUGAUGUUUCCUUGGGCUAGAUACUUCCUCCUAUGACCAACUCUGAGUAUCUCUGAAUGUUAGUUUCCUGAAGGUCUUUGAGGGAUCAUAAAGACUGGAGAAGCACCUUAUAAAUGCAAUCCACCUAUAACAUUUACCAUUGUACAAAGUGUGGAACUGCUCAUAAGAAGAUUGCUAUAUUAAAAAAAGAUCUCUCCUUCAUUGUUUAGAGCUGAUUUAGACUAUACUUGAUGACAUCACAAGUUGAAACCUUCUUUUCAGGUGUCUGGCUGUGAGAGGGACUAGCUCAUGUUCACAGUCAUUGAUUUUACUUUCUUAGGUCAUGGAAAUAAUAUGUGAAUGUUUUUACUUUAUGUGUUCCCUUGAAAUAAAUGCAAACUUGUUUGGUGUGUAUUAAUU
Molecule: messenger RNA, 1035 nt
Organism: Gymnodraco acuticeps
Lineage: Eukaryota; Metazoa; Chordata; Actinopteri; Perciformes; Bathydraconidae
Product: placenta-specific protein 9-like
Exons: 4
Coding region: 141-440 (99 amino acids)
Source: RefSeq, a predicted model, not a curated record